AAAAUAAUCUCUCCAAUGAAGAUAUGAUACUAACCUGUUUGUAAGCAUGAUUGGAUUAAGUAAAAGAAAGACAAUGGCUAUCAAUAGGGCAGGAAGACUUUGAUCUGGCGCAGGCAGGGGGGUUGGGGGAACACCCUGCCAUACAAAAGCUGCGCUUCUCCACGACAGGAAGGCAUUUGAGUUUGGAAAAACAGUCAAGUAAAAGACACACAUGGGCUUUUUGAAUAAACUCGGGCCCGCUUCACGCUGCUGCUGUUUGUUGUGCUGCGUACUCGUGAGUGAGGUUCACGGGUGGGGGGAGGAUGUGCAACUGUGGUUGCCCGGUGUGUUGUUUGCCCCGAGUUUUCCUGGGCUGGACCUUAACCAGGUAGAGCCGUCACGUUUUUUUCCCCUCUGUGUGUGUAUUUGUGUGUGUGAGACAGCGCAUCGGAGGGGCCUUUUAUCAACAUGAUUGACAUGCAUACAUGAGUGGUUAGGUUACUGAUUACAGGUGAUGUUAUAGUUUGUUUGUGAUAAGACUCGACCUCCAGCACAAAGUCCUGCCAGGUACAACAAGCCUGCAGGCGAUUUGUUCACAUCACUUCCAUCCCUUUUAGGACCACUGCUGCUUCUCAGAUUGCUUGAAAACACAGCAGCAUCAUGAGCGUAGAGUCCAACAAGCCGCCGCGUGAUUCUUGCUGCUCCAAGCUCAAGCUCUUUCUGGCCGCGAUGGCGUUUGUGUACUUCGCCAAAGCUUUUGGUGGCGCAUACAUGAAGAGCUCCAUCACCCAGAUUGAGAGGCGCUUCGACAUUCCCAGCUCUCUCAUUGGGGUCAUAGAUGGCAGCUUUGAAAUGGGGAACUUGUUGGUGAUAGCCUUCGUGAGCUACUUUGGGGCUAAACUCCAUCGUCCCAGACUGAUUGCGAUCGGCUGCUUAGUCAUGGCAGUUGGCUCCUACCUCAUUAGCCUCCCUCACUUUCUGCAGGGCCCGUACAAAUAUGAGACGAGUAUGACUCCCAGUUCUGCUAUCAAUAGCACAGAGAGCAUUCUGCCAUGUUCGUCCAAUCACAGUUUGACCGAUGUGGACGACAUACCCGAUUUAACAGCCCGAGCAGAUUGUGAGAAAGCUGCUGGUUCAUCUAUGUGGAUUUAUGUGUUCCUGGGAAACAUGCUGCGAGGGAUCGGUGAGACGCCCAUCAUGCCUCUGGGAGUUUCUUACCUGGAUGACUUUUCCAAAGAAGAGAACACUCCUUUCUACUUGGCCUGCAUCCAUACAGUGGGAAUCCUGGGCCCCAUGUUUGGCUACAUGAUGGGAUCCUUCCUCGCCAAGAUCUACGUGGACGUUGGAUUCGUAAAUUUAGAUAGCGUGACCAUCAAUUACAAGGACUCCCGCUGGGUUGGGGCCUGGUGGCUGGGUUUCAUCGCUACCGGCACUAUUAUCUUGCUCUCCAGUAUCCCCUUCUGGUUCCUACCCAAGUAUCUACCCAAGCAGGGGAAGGAGAAGGAUCAAAGUAAAAGUCUGGAGCUCGCCACAGAGGCAGAGCAGGAUAAUUUCCUCCCGGACCAGGAACACGAAGAGAAAGAAGCGACAUUCCAGGAGAUGGCGAAAGAUUUUAUUCCAUCUCUGAAGAGACUCUUCAGGAACAGCAUUUACUCCCUGAUGAUCCUCACCUACUUGGUGGCCGUCAACGGCUUCAUGGGCAUGAUCACCUUCAAGCCCAAGUUUUUGGAGCAAAUCUACGGCCAGUCAGCUUCCAAGGCCAUUUUCCUCAUAGGUAUACUCAAUUUGCCAGCGGUGGCCUUGGGGAUCAUAACUGGAGGUUUUGUUCUGAAGCGUUUCAAACUGGGCGUGAUUGGUGCAGCCAGGGUGUCAAUAACAGCGUCACUUUGCGCCUUUUGCCUGCUGGCCGUGCAGGUCUUCCUUCAUUGCGAGAGUGCAGAAGUGGCUGGCCUCACCGUCACAUAUCAAGGAAUCCCAGACAUUUCCUACGAGCCACAGACAUUGUUGUCACAAUGCAACGCCGGCUGUUCCUGCUCAAUGAAACAGUGGGAUCCAGUGUGCGCUUACAAUGGGAUGACGUAUGCUUCUCCAUGUCUGGCUGGGUGUCAGACCUCCACAGGCACUGGGAAGGAGAUGGUGUUCCAUAACUGCUCCUGUAUUACCGAAAUGAUCAGUCCGAGCCAAAAUACGUCAGCGGUGCUGGGCCAGUGCUCCAGGAAGAGCAACUGCGACCGGGUCUUCAAAAUCUACAUGGCUCUGUCCGUGGUGGGCUCCUUCAUAUCAGCGUGCGGAGGCACCCCGGGCUACAUCGUACUCCUCAGGUCCAUACAGCGAGACUUGAAGGCUCUGGCUUUAGGAAUGCAGACGCUGAUCGUAAGAACUCUGGGUGGGAUACCUCCUCCGAUAUAUUUUGGGGCCCUGAUUGACCGGACCUGUUUGAAAUGGGGUACCAAGCAGUGUGGAGGCCGCGGCGCGUGUCGACUUUAUGAUGCCGACGCGUUCAGGUGGACAUUCAUGGGGUUGAUCAUUGGUCUGUACCUCUUGUCGAACAUGAUGUGGGGAGGCCUGUAUCGCAAACUUGUCCAAAGGCAGAAGAAGUUAGCAUUGAGGGAGCAAGCCAAAGAAAAAGGACUCGAGGAGAACAGAGUGAAUGGACACGCUAAUAUCAAUAUUGCCCAAAACAAAGACAACACAGACAAGGAAAGUACCAUUUAACAAAUGCCCCAAAAGGUAUUUUCGGAUCCUCUUAUCUGUUAUUCGCUGAAAAAAAAACAAAACAAAACACUGAUUUGCUGUUUUGUGCGCAAGACCAAAGUGCUGCUUUGGCUCCAUCUUUUGGCAUCUCAGUCGUAGUUUUUAGCUGCCCUCUUGUGGCAUCUAUCUGUUAUUACAAGACAGUAUCAACCUUUUUUGAGGGGCUGCUGUUACUUCACUGAACUACUUUAAGUCAAAGUGGACUAAGUAACUCUAACAAGAGCUUCUUUUUAUGUUUUGUGUUUUGUAUUGAAAAUAAUUGUACCGGGGAAACGAGCAAAGUGAUAAAAUAUAACAAAAUGGGGAAGUGCGAGCGAUCAGAAUUGCGCCAUACCAUUCAGUUACAGCUUCUGACUUGCUGUGUGUCAUUGCGCACAGAUCUGUUACAUCACAUCAUUAUACAGACCCGAGUGAGUCAAGACUUCUGGAACAGUUUGAUCAUCACCGAGCAUUUAUGUAGCCUCAUUGAUAAUCUCGAAUAUAUAUCUUUAGUCAAGUGUAUUUGUAUAGUGACAUCCCUUUAUGUUUUGUACGAUUGUAUGAAUUGUUUCACAGUUUUUUCCACAUUGUUUUUAAUUUCAUCAUAAACGUACUGGCCCACGAAAUGAGACGCGCCAUCAAACUUUGGCACAUUUGGUUUGUUUUGGCUUUGUCUUCUUAAUUUACUUCAUGAUAAUUUGUUAAUGGCCA
This is a messenger RNA of Hippocampus zosterae (dwarf seahorse), 3423 nucleotides long. RefSeq names its product solute carrier organic anion transporter family member 1C1-like. Bases 640 to 2694 code for a protein of 684 amino acids. Gene Ontology annotation, cellular component: membrane. The record is from RefSeq and is a predicted model, not a curated record. NCBI's taxonomy places the organism in Eukaryota, Metazoa, Chordata, Actinopteri, Syngnathiformes, Syngnathidae. Gene Ontology annotation, biological process: transmembrane transport; sodium-independent organic anion transport. The transcript is spliced from 14 exons. Gene Ontology annotation, molecular function: protein binding.